Lampris incognitus (smalleye Pacific opah) is the source of this 1019-nucleotide messenger RNA. Its product is annotated as mucosal pentraxin-like. The transcript is spliced from 3 exons. Bases 235 to 918 code for a protein of 227 amino acids. The record is from RefSeq and is a predicted model, not a curated record. NCBI's taxonomy places the organism in Eukaryota, Metazoa, Chordata, Actinopteri, Lampriformes, Lampridae.
GAUGAAAAGACAGGAGGCAGAGCUGGAGGUGGCAGAGUUGAAGAUGCUGAGAUUUUCACUGGGAGUGACAAAGAAGGACAGGAUUAGGAAUGAUUAUAUUAGAGGGACUGCUCAAGUUGGAUAGUUUGGAGACAAAGCAAGAGAGACAAGAUUUAGAUGGCUUGGGCAUGUGUAAGGUUGCCAUAAAUAUUCUUUGUUCAAUCUAAUUAAAAAACUACUGAUUCUCUCAGCAUCAUGGUGAAGGGACAUCAGCUGCUUUUGUUCUUCAUUCUUUGUCUUUGCAGUCAUGCAGUGAGUGAAGGUCUGUCAAGCAAGCAAGUCACCUUCCCAGACGGUCCAGAUGCCCCUCGUGUUGUUCUUCACACCAGUGUGCAGACGAUUUCAGCCAUGACUUUGUGCCAGAGGUUUUUUUCAGAUCUCCCUCGCUACCAGUCCCUUUUUUCUCUGGCAACUCGGCAAAAUUCAAACGCUGUUCUCUUGGGCAGGGAAUCAGCUGGUUCAUAUAGUAUGUAUUUAGGAUCAGCUUAUUAUGUUAUCUCGGGUUUACCAGAAAAGCAGUUUGAAUGGAAUUCAAUCUGCUGGACCUGGAGCACAAACACAGGGCUGAGCCAGGUGUGGUUGAAUGGAAAGCGCACUGUCCAGAAACGUCUUACCGCUUCUGUUCUAACUGGGGAUCUAAGUAUAAUUCUAGGCCAAGAACAAGACAGUUUUGGUGGUGCAUUUGAUUCUAAGCAGUCCUUUGAGGGAGACAUUACAGAUGUCCACGUCUGGGACUCUGUGUUACCUGCAUGUCAAAUCAGUUCUUAUAUGAACGGCAUUAUCUCGACUCCAGGAAAUAUUCUCAACUGGGAGGCCGUAAAAUAUGGCAUAGAGGGCUCGGUGUUUGUGCAUGAAUCUGAUUUUUCCUGUUCUAGCUGAACAUGUAGACAGACAGGACAAAAGGGUAAUGUAUUGAAAAAAGCAUGGAUCCCUUUUCUUCAUGUAAAACAAAGCCUAUUAAAAAGCAUUUCUUAUAAGCA